UAGACCCCCGGGGCUGUUGCGCCCUCGCUUCCACUGGGCGUCACGGUGAAAAAGGUUGGGCGCCCCAGGUGAGCGGUCCUGGCACGGAGCGUUGGUUUCGGUCAUCUGUAGGAAAGGCGUUGCGGCCCAAGGAUGAGGAAAGGAAAGGUGCUGCACCACCGCGGAGCUCUGGGAGCUCCGCACCUCAGACCCGAGUCCUCCUGGGCCCAGCCUCAGAGAAAUUGCCCCCUAGUCAGAGAUAUCUGAGCGCCAGUGAAAAGAUUCCCAGAAAAAAAGGCUCAGACCUGAUCUUGGGAUAAGGAUGUUAGAACUGAACGUGCCCCACCCCCGGCUGGCUUCUGGGCGUCCUCCCGUCGCAUUUCAGCUUCAGGAGCGCGCGGACACACAGAACCCCCUCGUGUCACAGGCCUAUAGACUCACAUUUCUCUUAACAACUAGAAGGUUGUAAGAAAGAGAAUGGCAAAUGAAGUCAUGCAGGAAAGCAAUGUGGAUGAUUCUGAUUGAAAAUAGUGAGGAGCCCAGAAGAUUCUGGAAGUUAAUACCCUGGCUGCAGCUCUGUCCUCUGUGAACUCUGGUUCUCCAGGCAAGUAAACUCCAAGGAGUACUGACCAGUUCUUGAAUUUGUAAACCAUGGCCCAUGGAUCAGUGAUGUUCAGUGACGUGUCCGUAGUUUUCUCUCAGGAGGAGUGGGACUACCUGGAUGUGGAACAGAGGGACUUGUACAGAGAUGUGAUGUUAGAGAACUACAAUAACUUGGUCUCGUUGGGAUGCUUCAUUUCUAAACCAGAUGUGAUUUCCUUAUUGGAGCAAGGAAAAGAGCCCUGGAAAGUUGUGAGGAAAGAAAGAAGACGAUAUCCAGAUUUGGAGACAAGGCAUGAGACCAGGAAGUUAUCUUCAGAAAAUGACAUUUAUGAAAUAAACUUAUCCCAGUGGAAGAUAAUGGAAAGAAUUAACAACCAUGGUCUUAAGGACCUUAUUUUAAAAAAUGAUUGGGAGUCCAAAAGAAAAUUUAAAGGACAAGAGGGAUAUUUUGGUCAAGUGAAAAUUACACCUCAAAAAGUGUCCUCUUACCAGAAACGCACAUCCCUUACUCCACAUCAGAGAAUUCAUUUUGUUGAGAAACCCUAUGAAUGUAAGGAAUGUGGGAAGGCCUUUAGAGUACGCCAACAACUUACUUUUCAUCACAGAAUUCAUACUGGUGAAAAACCCUAUGAAUGUAAGGAAUGUGGGAUGGCUUUUAGACAGACUGCCCACCUUACUCGACAUCAGAGACUUCAUUCUGUUGAAAAACUCUAUGAAUGUAAGGAGUGUGGAGAAUCUUUCGUAUGUGGCCCAGACCUUAGAGUACAUCAGAAAAUUCAUACUGGUGAGAAGCCCUAUGAAUGUAAGGAAUGUGGGAAGGCCUUCAGAGUGCGGGGACAGCUUACUCUCCAUCAGAGGAUUCAUACUGGUGAGAAACCCUAUGUAUGCACAGAAUGUGGAAAGGCCUUUAGACAGUAUGCACACCUUACUCGACAUCAGAAGCUUAAUAUUGCUGACAAACUCUAUGAAUGUAAAGAAUGUGGGAAGGCCUUUUUAUGUGGCUCUGGCCUUCGAGUACAUCACAAACUUCAUACUGGUGAGAAACCUUACGAAUGUAAGGAAUGUGGGAAGGCCUUUCGAGUGCGACAACAACUAACACUCCACCAGAGAAUUCACACUGGUGAGAAACCUUAUGAAUGUAAGGAAUGUGGAAAGACCUUUAGUCGUGGUUAUCAUCUUAUUCUUCAUCACAGAAUUCAUACUGGUGAGAAACCUUAUGAAUGUAAAGAAUGUUGGAAGGCAUUUAGUCGUUAUUCACAACUUAUUUCACAUCAGAGCAUUCAUAUUGGUGUUAAACCCUAUGACUGUAAGGAAUGUGGGAAGGCCUUUAGGCUGCUUUCACAACUUACACAACACCAGAGUAUUCAUAUUGGUGAGAAACCUUAUAAAUGUAAGGAAUGCGGGAAGGCCUUUAGAUUGCGCCAAAAACUUACUCUACAUCAGAGCAUUCAUACUGGUGAAAAGCCCUUUGAAUGUAAAGAAUGUAGGAAGGCCUUUAGACUUAAUUCAUCCCUUAUUCAACAUCUGAGAAUUCAUUCUGGUGAGAAACCUUAUGAAUGCAAGGAAUGUAAGAAGGCCUUUAGACAACAUUCACACCUAACCCAUCAUCUGAAAAUUCAUAAUGUAAAGAUGUAAGAAAGUCUUCAGUCCUGUGUUGUAGAACAUGCUAUGAAUGUAGGAAUUAAUCCCUUUUGCUUCAUACAUGUGGUAAUUUAAUAUAUUCUACCAUUACUCAAACCUGAUAAACUUCACAUUCAUUCUAAAAACUAAUAACAAAAGUGCGAAACACACAUCUAUCCCAUCACUUUCCUGCUUAUGUUAUAUUGAACAAGAUGCUUAAGUGCUCUGUGUUGUAAUUUAUUCAUUUGUAAAAUGGUAAUAUGCUGUGACAGAGCAAAAAUGACCAGAAAUUUACUGAUACUCCUCCCAUCAAGAGGUGGAAUCCACAUCCUUUCCCCUUGAAUCUGGUCAGACUUUGACCAGUAGAAUAUAGUAGAAAUACUGCUGUGCAAGUUUUUGGACCCAGGGUUUACUUGUAGAUUUUACUUCAUCUCUUGAGAUACUCUCUCAAGUUCAGAUCCUAACUUGUUAUGUUAAAAAGUCUGGCUACUCUGCUGAAGGGACUACAUGGAGAAGCCCUGAGACAACAGAAAGGGAGAGGCACCCUGUUUGGCCCAGCCGUACAGACGUGUCCACCGACACCAGACAUUUGAGUGAAAUAAUUUUGGAUCCACCAGACUAGCUACCAGCAGAAUGCCCCUGAGUGACUCUACAGUGAGUUGAUGCUAUACAGAACAGAAUCGACCAACUGAGACCUUGCCCAAAUUCCUGACCCACAAAAUCAUGAGAUACAGUCAAAUGGUUCUUUUAAGCCACUGAAUUUUGUUUUGUCAUCAUUAAUAUUACUCUUGAAAAUUCAUGAAGAUUUUGGGCACAGUGAAUAUGGAAAUGCCCUUCACCAACACUCAUUCCUGUUGGACUUAAGAUAAUCUAUUGUUAAAAUAGUGAAAGUGAGAAAUGCUUUUUUUCAAUUCGUUCAUUAAAAAGCAGAUUUUCUACAAUCUA
Molecule: messenger RNA, 3147 nt
Organism: Rhinolophus ferrumequinum (greater horseshoe bat)
Lineage: Eukaryota; Metazoa; Chordata; Mammalia; Chiroptera; Rhinolophidae
Product: zinc finger protein 82 homolog
Exons: 8
Coding region: 631-2217 (528 amino acids)
Biological process (GO): negative regulation of transcription by RNA polymerase II
Cellular component (GO): nucleus
Molecular function (GO): RNA polymerase II transcription regulatory region sequence-specific DNA binding; DNA-binding transcription repressor activity, RNA polymerase II-specific
Source: RefSeq, a predicted model, not a curated record